AUGGAUUUCUUGGAUUACCAAAUAUAUUCUGUCACAAACACUACAAAGGCUGUCACCAGCGAGUCUGACCUGCCAGAACCCGUGUCUCGAUUACGAUUGGCUCCCUUCGAAUUACCAUCACAACUAUCUUCACAUACUCUAGACAACGAAACGGCAAGAUCCCUGUCUAAUUCGAUCGAAAAAGAUUUGCAAAAUUCUACUCCUUUGCAAGAUGGUAAACUAUACAACAAGAUGUCCAUGUACGUGUCACAAUCCAUCGAUUCGUUGAAACUUCAAUCCACUUUUAAUAAUGAAUUGUCUCAUUUACAAAAUAUCCAUCCAACUACUAAACCUACCAGCAAACAACCUGACUCCAUCAUAGUUAAUAAUAAACCCGCAGACGCCACAGAUCUCGUCUUAUCCAAAAAGUUAUCUAAAGUUUUAAACGAUUAUUCUUUCACCACUUACCAUUCCACCUCUCAAAUUAGAAACUCAUUAAAAGUCUUGGAAUCAAACACGUUGGCUCUUCGAUUAGAUCAUUCCAAAUUGAUCACUCCUGAAUAUUUAGGAAUCCUUGCAAGAAAAUCGUUGAAAUCAGAUUUGGAAUCAGAAUUGUUAAAAGAUCAUCUCUUAGUAUUAGAAGAAUUUAAACCCAUCGCAAGAAGAAUUAAACGUUUGACAGAUUCUGUACAAACUAUAAGAACGUUAGGUCAAUCAUUGACCGAAUCCAAUGAUGAUACACCAAGUGAUAAUCAAUUGUUAUUACAAUUAAACUCUCUCAAUAAAAAAUUAAAUGCUUUGACAUUACAAAAAAAAAUUCUUAUUGCAUUAAAGGAUAAAUUCACAUUAAAUCAAAUUGAAGAAGAUAUCAUCACCAAUUCCCCCGUAGCAAAACCAUUUUUUGAAAUUAUUAAUAAAGUAAUGACCAUCAAAGAAAAUUCCAUGGUUCUAUUGGAUUUAUCAAAUAAAUUACCAGCUGAAAGACUCUUACAAAAAAAUAAUUCCAUUUUACAAUUGAUUAAUAAAAAAAUUUAUAAUCAUCUAAUUGAUUUCUUAUAUAAUCCACAAAAUACAAAUUCUCCUUCUAUUACCAACCCAGAUGACUCCCUUUUGAUCAAUUUCCAAAGAAGUUUAGUUUAUCUUUCCAAUGAUUUACCUUAUUUCAAUGAAUUUUUGAAAAGAGUCGCCACAAUAAGGUCCAAAUUGAUUUUGGAUGAAUUUUUAUCUCAAUUUGAUAUCAAUUCUUCAAAACAUUCUGGUAAACUAACAAUCAUCUUAUCACAACAAAACCCUAUAAGAUAUAUCAGUGAUAUCCUUGCACAUGUUUAUUCGUUAAUUGUUAAUGAAUAUGAUUUUUUAAAAUCUUUAUUUAAAUUUCAAUCCAAACAUUUUGAAAAUACUCCCCAAUCUAUUUUACAAAAAAAUGAAACUUUUUUAAAUGGAAUUGAUAAGACUCUAUUAAAUGAAAUAGUACAAUCUUUGGCAAACUCUUGUCGUAUUAGAAUUGAACAAUUAUUAAGAUUCGAGGAAAAUCCAUGUAUAAAUUUCGAAAUCAUUCAACAUUUACAAUUAUAUUCCAUAAUGUAUCAAAGACAAGGUAUUACAAUGGAUAAUCAAAUCAUUUCAAAUUUAAAAAAAUUAAUUCAACUCUCCAAGGAAAAAAUUUUCGAAUUUUUCACUUCAAUUAUUAAUGAUUUAAAUAUUGAGGAUCCAAUUUUAAAUGAUGAUCUUUUACCACCAGAAUGGUUGGUUCGUUAUUUAAAUAAAUUGAUUGAAUUAUUUGAAAUUUAUAAACAAAUGACAACAACAAGUAGUGGAGCUACUACCACUACAAAUAACAACGAAUCAAAUGAUUCACUUCUAAUCAAUUCCAACUUUUUAAAUAAAAUUAUUAAAGAUCCCAUAGAAUCAACUUUAUUAGUACAAUUGAAAAAUGCGUUCCCUCUAUCCAAGAAAAAAGAUGAUGUCAAGAUCUCGCUAUUAACCGUUGAAAUUAACUGUUUUGAUUUAUUAUCUUCAAGAUUAUUACCUUUUAAAAAUAUCAUUUUUAAUAUCGAUGAUCAAUCUAUGUCUAUUUUAAAUUGGAUCGAUUCUACUAAAAAUAAUUUUGUAUCAGAAAUGUUAAAAUUACAAAUAAAAUUAUUAUUCCAAAGAACUGGGUUACAUCUAUAUGAAAAUUUAAUGAAUAUGAUUUUCCCAUUAAGAUCAAUCAAGGAUAAAUUAGAUUAUGAUAUGUAUUUAUCUUUAUUAGAAAAUCCAUUGAUGCAAUUAGAUACUAUUAAUUCAAACGUUCAUGAUACAUUAAAUGAAUAUUUGCCAAUGGCUCUUACAGAUUUACAAGAAAAUUUAUUAUUUAAAUUAACAUCUCCAUCCAUUGCUGAUGAAAUUUGUGAUUCAUCUUUUAAUGAAUUAUCUUUCUUUUAUAUUAUUUUUAAAAGAAUUUUAAUCCAUUUAUACCCACAACAAAUUGAUAGAGUUAAUGAAAUAUUAAAUUUCUCAGAAAUCGAGUUUAAUACUUUGAUUGGUAUUGACAAUUGA
Molecule: messenger RNA, 2517 nt
Organism: Henningerozyma blattae CBS 6284
Lineage: Eukaryota; Fungi; Ascomycota; Saccharomycetes; Saccharomycetales; Saccharomycetaceae
Gene: COG6
Product: Golgi transport complex subunit COG6
Exons: 1
Coding region: 1-2517 (838 amino acids)
Biological process (GO): intra-Golgi vesicle-mediated transport
Cellular component (GO): COG complex
Source: RefSeq, a predicted model, not a curated record